Molecule: messenger RNA, 741 nt
Organism: Menidia menidia (Atlantic silverside)
Lineage: Eukaryota; Metazoa; Chordata; Actinopteri; Atheriniformes; Atherinopsidae
Source: the annotation of a GenBank genome assembly
UUGAUGUGUUCCCAGAUGGAUUAUGCUAUGAAGUCCCUCAGCCUUCUGAAUCCAUCCACCCUCUCAAAGGUUGUAACAUCCAGUGUCUCAGCCAGUGCUUCCAUGACCCAGCAAAUCCUGACAGGACGAGUUCCUCGGCCAAAGCCCUUUAGAGUCACCAUUGCAGAUCGCAGUGUGAAGAAAGGCAUUAUGGCAGAAGCACUAGUAGACCUGAUGAACAAGGUCAGCGACUCACUGAGUUUACAGUGUGUCAGUGCUUUAGUUCUGGAUGAGGAUGGCACAGGGGUGGACACAGAGGAGUUCUUCCAAACACUACCAGAGAAUGCUGUUCUAAUGGCGCUGGAGAAGGGAGAGAAGUGGACCCCACAUCCAAAUAGUCCUUCCAGAUAUCAGUCCAUAGAUCGGCAGCAGCACCGCACAGAUGUGGCCAAGCUGACUUUGGACCUUUACAAAAACAACCCCAAAGAUUUCAUCGGGUGCCUGAAUGUGAAAGCGACCCUCUAUGGUGCUUAUUCCGUGUCCUAUGACCUGCGAUGUUACGCUGCCAAAAAGAUGUUGAAGGAAGCUCUACGAUGGACCAUCUUCUCCAUGCAGGCCACAGGCCACAUCCUGCUGGGAUCAUCCUGCUACAUUGAACAGCUGCUGGAGGAAGAGGAGCAAGCAGAGAAAAACCUGGCACUGCCACAGGAGAGCCGGAUCAGGCAGCUGCAGAGCAUGCUGCUUGGAAAGAUAACAUAUUGA